UUAUUUUACAACAAAUAAAUGUUUCUUUGUUAGCUGGCUAAGUGCCGCAUUUUUUGUUGAAAUAAAGUCAUUCUUGGCUAUGAAAAAUCAAAGUGACAAGUCUUGGUUGCAUUAUAUAAUGUAAUACCAUUUUUAAAAAAUAAAUGCUUUAUUGUAUAGUCUUUCUCUUUCCAUAGUAUUUCACCUUUUUUGCAUGACAUGCUUUCAGUAAAUUAGUGCUUACCUGUCUGCUAUUUUCUGUUUGUCUUCAUUUCUACAGCAGUCUUCAGCAGCUUUCAAAAUUAUAAAUGUGACUUUCCUGUGACAGUCUAAAAAAUGUUUUAAUCCGUGUGGUGGUGGGUAUUUUUCCCGCCCUCAAGGGAAACUUGAAUCUUCUCCUUUGUUUUUAAAUUUCUUGGUACUUAUUAAACUUUUACUAGUUAUUAACCACUUACAAGGUCUAUUUAAGUCUACUUGAUAAUGUUGUUUGUACGUAAGUCGUAGUGUCACAUUUUUAUGUCAACUGCUUGUCACCACACCAAAAAUACAUAGUUUAAUAUUUUCACAACUCCCAAAUAUUGUUGAUAUAUGAUAGUUAAAAUAUUGUCCUUUGUCAUAAAUUCCCACUUCAUGAAUUCAAACUAUAUUAUGUGUCUACUAUUGAUGUUAUGUUUGUAGUUCCACAAUUCCAUAUGAACAGGCAUAAAACUGUCAUUUUUGCAUGUAAAAAGUAUUUUUCUCUACUGCAUCUGGUGUAAGUAUAAAAGUUAUCAAGUGUGAUUUUUUUUUUUUAAGUAUAUGUCUAAAUAUUACAUUGGAACAUAUGGUUUGACUAAAUGUGAAAACAUUACUGCUAAAUCACAAAGCUUGUUUUUUUUUUUAACCUAAUCAUUUAGAUGCAUUAUCAGUAUUUGUUCCUAGGAAUACCUUUGUAGCCUUGGACAGAGAAUUUUUUUGAAUUUUCAAUUGGCUUCUCUUGUGUAAUUAAUUUGUCAAGGUAUUUUCAUUCUAACAAAGUAUAUAUGAUUUCUGAAAAUUGAAAAAUAAGGGAACCAGAUAUGUGAACACAUUCUUGGCUUUGCAUAUGAAUGUUGCUUUGUUAUUGUUGCUGUAGUUUUGUGUAUGUUGAAUUUAAUAUUUAGUACUGCAAUUGCUGAUUUUAUAAAAAUGUAUAUUUUUGACAAAUUGGCAGGUUUAAUAGGUGAAACUGAAUUAUGACUUGCCCCAAACACAAAAUAGUUUUUAGGUAUCUUUAUAACCUAGUUUUGUGUGUGAACUAGGUUUUUAAGACAUUUUGUAAGUAAAGCAAUAGAGAGACCAUUGUGUAUUUGUGGAGAAGUGAGGUGGAUAAAGAAAAGUGUAGGUAUUAGUUUUAUAUAAUUGGUAAGCAACAAUUUAUCAGAAACAUCCUUAAUUGAUCUUAUAAAUUUGAACUUCCUUCCUCUCAUAAGAGAACAUUUUAGCAUGGAGGAAUUCUGCCACUAUAAUUCUUCUUUACAACAUUAUGAUGCCCAGCCCACAGAGUCUGAGAAGGAAAUUUAUAAUCAGGUGAAUGUAGUAUUAAAAGAUGCAGAAGGCAUCUUGGAGGACUUGCAGUCGUACAGAGGAGCUGGCCAUGAAAUACGAGAGGCAAUCCAGCAUCCAACAGAUGAGAAGUUACAAGAGAAGGCAUGGGGUGCAGUUGUUCCACUAGUAGGCAAAUUAAAGAAAUUCUACGAAUUUUCUCAGAGGUUAGAAGCAGCAUUAAGAGGUCUUCUGGGCGCUUUGACAAGUACCCCAUACUCUCCUACCCAGCAUCUAGAGCGAGAGCAGGCUCUUGCUAAACAGUUUGCAGAAAUUCUUCAUUUCACACUCCGGUUUGAUGAACUCAAGAUGACAAAUCCUGCCAUACAAAAUGAUUUCAGCUAUUAUAGAAGAACAUUGAGUCGUAUGAGGAUUAAUAAUGUACCAGCAGAAGGAGAAAAUGAAGUAAAUAAUGAAUUGGCAAAUCGAAUGUCUUUGUUUUAUGCUGAGGCAACUCCAAUGCUGAAAACCUUGAGUGAUGCCACGACAAAAUUUGUAUCAGAGAAUAAAAAUUUACCAAUAGAAAAUACUACAGAUUGUUUAAGCACCAUGGCUAGUGUAUGCAGAGUCAUGCUUGAAACGCCGGAAUACAGAAGCAGAUUUACAAAUGAGGAGACAGUGUCAUUCUGCUUGAGGGUAAUGGUGGGUGUCAUAAUACUCUAUGACCAUGUACAUCCAGUGGGAGCAUUUGCCAAAACUUCCAAAAUUGAUAUGAAAGGUUGUAUCAAAGUUCUUAAGGACCAACCUCCUAAUAGUGUAGAAGGUCUUCUAAAUGCUCUCAGGUACACAACAAAACAUUUGAAUGAUGAGACUACCUCCAAGCAAAUUAAAUCCAUGCUGCAAUAACAGUUCUGGAAUAAGCCCCUGCUCUACGCAGAAGACAGUAUUCUGCAGUGACUGAGAAUGCACAGUUUUUUAGUGAUUGCAAUUACUAUCUCAUUUAUUCUUGCUUUCAUUUCUUUCCUCAGUUCCUCUUCCCUCUUUUUUAAUCAUGUUCUUGUUCUUAAGACUUCUUUUCUGUGCCAAAAUCAGUAAAGUUACACUCUGAAAGGAUAGUGUCCUUUCAAACAGGCCAUCUAAGGCAGCUAAUUAUGCAUUGCAUUGGGAUCUCUACUGAAAAAAAUUCUGUGACUUGAACUAAAUAUUUUUAAAUGUGGAUUUUUUUUUUUGAAACUAAUAUUUAAUAUUGCUUCUCCUGCAUGGCAAAACUGCCUAUUCUGCUAUUUAAAAACCCUCAAUGACUUUAUUUUCUACUGCCGCUUUUUUCAUGUGCAGCCAAAAUGAAAAUGUGUAAAUUAACUGUGUUGUACAGAUGGUACCCAACACACACUUUUUUUAAAUUAGUAAGACUUUUGUUUAAAGUUUUGAGUUUGCAUUUUGACUUUUUUUGUAAGGAUGUAUGUUGUGUGUUUAACCUUUAUUAACUAACGUUAAAACUGUGAUGUGUGCGUAGAAUAUUACGUAUGCAUGUUCAUGUUUAAAGAAUGGCUGUUGAUGAUAAAAUAAAAAUCAGCUUUCAUUUUUCUAA
This is a messenger RNA of Nycticebus coucang (slow loris), 3070 nucleotides long. It is a transcript of the gene CYRIB, whose product is annotated as CYFIP related Rac1 interactor B. Lineage: Eukaryota; Metazoa; Chordata; Mammalia; Primates; Lorisidae. The record is from RefSeq and is a predicted model, not a curated record. The coding region runs from base 1444 to 2388 and encodes 314 amino acids. Gene Ontology annotation, biological process: regulation of actin filament polymerization; positive regulation of T cell activation. Gene Ontology annotation, molecular function: small GTPase binding. The transcript has 10 exons.